Molecule: messenger RNA, 501 nt
Organism: Parnassius mnemosyne (clouded apollo)
Lineage: Eukaryota; Metazoa; Arthropoda; Insecta; Lepidoptera; Papilionidae
Source: the annotation of a GenBank genome assembly
AUGUCGCCGAAGUUCCAGUGCGCUGUACUUUGUGCAUGUGUGGCCAUUACCGCCUUUGCAUUUCCAGUGGCAGCACAGCCACCAACCGCAGAUGCAUCAAUCAACAAAGACCGUGCUUUAAGAUUAGUUUCAUUAAGAGCUGGUAAAAAUGUUGCCACAACGCCCAAAAGAGGUUUCUUUGGUACAAUAUUUAAUCUUAUAGUGGAGCAAAUCAACGACACGAAAAGUGCUUAUACCCAAAUUUCAGACUUGGUGAAUAAUCAAUUUGCCGAAAAUGAUAUCGUCACACCAACCUCUAAUGCUACUGCUGCUAGCAAUGGAACUACGGAGGCGCCGAAAAUAACCAGAGCUGAAUUCUUAAAAAUACUUGAUAGAAAUCUUAAAGGUUUGGCGCGUCUUCGCAGUCUUGAGUGGCGAGAAGCUAAAAAGGAUUCGUGGGCAAACCUAGAUAAUUACAAGAAUGAAAUAUUUUCCCAAAGAAAAGCAAGAAAUGGGAGAUAA